Molecule: messenger RNA, 669 nt
Organism: Vicia faba (fava bean)
Lineage: Eukaryota; Viridiplantae; Streptophyta; Magnoliopsida; Fabales; Fabaceae
Source: the annotation of a GenBank genome assembly
AUGCACCACACAUUUUUGAAAUUCGUCGCGCCAUUGCAAAUCUUUCUCAAAGGCACCAAAUAUAUUGCCACUUAUUAUACUGAACUCAAAGCCUAUAGAGAUGAGCUUAAUUCUUAUCAAACUCUUCCUUCUUGUGUUUGCGGUGCUAUACCAAAUUUCAACGAGGUUUAUGCCACUGAGUAUCUUAUGGAUUUUUUACAAGGUUUAAAUGAUUCAUAUACAUCUGUUCGUAGCCAAAUACUACUCAUGGAUCUCCUUCUUUCAGUUCCUAAAGCAUACUCACUUUUCUUACAAGAAGAGCGUCAACGUUCGUUAUCUGAUUCAUGUUCAGUGUCAAUAGAUCAAUUCGCCAUGGCUGUUCAACAAUCAAAUUCCUCAAAAGGGACCAAUUCCAAACCCAAUUAUUAUUGUUCCAUUUGCAAGGUUGAUGGACAUUUGGACAAUCGUUGCUACUCAAAGAUUGGUUAUUCUUCUUGGUGGAAACAUAAUUUUGGCUCCAACAAAUCCCGCCAUGGUUCCUCUUCUUGUGAUGGUCGCGGAACCGGACCCUCUGCAUCACCGACUCAUUCUAUUGUUGUUAUUGUUCCAACUCGGGAUUCUCAGUCUUCAUCGAGCUUAACUCCAAUUCAGAUUCAACAGCUACUCUCUCUCUCUCUUUCAAAAUGGUAG